GUUGCCGCAAGAGAGCAGCAGUGAUCACAAUUAUUUCUUCGGGCAAAGCAAACUAACACCGGUAAAAUACGCAAGAUGGGGAAGAAUGUAUUUAAAAAUUCAAAACUCACAGCGAGUAAAGUAAUUGAUUAUGGACUUUCAGAUUUAAUAAAUAUAAAAUAAUGGACGUAGCUAUUUUGUCGAAGGGACGGAAGGUCCGUAGCUUUGCUUUAAUUCGACCUGAUUGUGCCAAAACUUGAAGCCAGGGCUAAUAUGACUGCGAGAGAAGUUAUAACCAUAACGUGUAGCUGCUUGACAAGGAUAAUACAGAAAUAAAGAGAAGAACGGUUCUUCAUGAUUUAUCAAAACCUUUGGAAACAAUGGUCCAGCUGCGGUAAAAUUAUAUUCAGAAAGGCCAAGUCACUACAACAGAGUCAUUUUCUCUCACAGGCGACAGGAAUGGGACGGUUUAAAGUUUACGUCACUCAUCCGAACGUGCCACAGUCUGCAAUUCAGCUGUUACAGGAAAGUUGUGAUGUCACUGUUUGGCAACAAGAAUGCCCUGUGAAAAGAGCAGAACUCAUGACGCAAAUAAAAGGAAAGGAUGCACUAUUUUGUUUGUUGACGGAUAAAAUUGACAAGGAAGUGUUAGAUAGUGCAGGGCCAGACUUAAAAGUUAUUGGUACAAUGUCUGUAGGGUACGAUCAUAUUGAUGUACAUGAAGUCAAGAAGCGUGGCAUCAAAAUUGGGUAUACUCCAGAUGUUCUCACUGAUGCAGUGGCUGAUCUUACUGUUGCCUUACUACUUGCUACUUCCAGACGACUCUUUGAGAGCCACAAUGAAAUACUGAAAGGCCAGUGGGGACCUUGGUCACCAUUGUGGAUGUGUGGACCAGCACUAAAGGGUUCUACCUUAGGCAUGGUUGGAUAUGGGCGUAUUGGGCGUGCUACUGCUCGACGUUUAGUGGCGUUUGGUGUUGGUCGCACACUCUACUGGGGCCGAUCUGACCAUGGAGAUCCUGACAAUAUUGGUGCAAAAUUCUGCCCGGAGCUAACAAAUCUUCUGGCAGAAAGUGACUUUGUGGUUGUCACAUGUGCCCUAACUACAGAUACUCAUGAAAUGUUUGAUGAGAAAGCUUUUGCAGUCAUGAAACCUUCUGCAGUCUUUAUCAAUACAAGUCGUGGUGGUGUGGUGAAGCAAGAUGCACUUAUCAAAGCACUGGAGACCAAACAAAUCUGGGCUGCUGGUCUUGAUGUUACUACCCCAGAGCCAUUGUCUCCAGACCAUCCUUUGCUGAGUCUCAGGAACUGUGUUGUAAUUCCUCACAUUGGUAGUGCAACAACACAAGCAAGGACUGAAAUGGCAAUGCUCACUGCUCGAAAUAUUUUAGCUGCCUUGAAUGGAGAGCCUCUCCCUGCUGAAAUAAAGUAGAGAUGCAAAUCGAAGGAACAAUGUCUACAGUAAUCUCCCUCAGAAUGUUAAAUAUCUGUAGCCUGGUUACAAAGAUUCCAUUUAGCAAAAACUUCUGGAGAGGUAAAAACUGUUUGAGUUACUUUAACAUAAGUAGUAUUGUUGAAAAAUUGUCUAUAAUACAAUAGCAAAAGUCUAUAAUUAAAUUAUAGAAAAUUCUGCAGAGGCUAUUUUCUCUGAAAACUUCUUCAUUUUAUGUUAUGUCCAAGACUAAAUUGAUACAUUCUGUUUACGUAGAUCACUAGGUUCAUUAGAACAUCCAGAAACAAAUGUCAUAUUAUAGCUGUAUAGCUGCCUUGAAUAGUAUGUGCUUUGAUCUGGAAACUUUGGUAAUAACACAUUUUUUUGCUUCUCGUAUGAGACCACAGCUAAAUUAUCUCCUUCUUCUUUCAUGACAAAAAAGAAAGUCCUGAAGCAAGUGUUUUGAAUAUAGAUAAUUCUGUUUUCAGUUUGUUCAAGGCCUCUUCAUUUUCUUUCAGGUUUUAUUUUUCUGAAAAGUGCAGACAAGUUGAGCAUACAUUCGUCAAUGGACAUUUAGAGCUUACAUUGUAUAGAAUCACAGAUAAGUGACAAAACAAUGGCAUCUUUAAGUCACCAAAAACUGGUACUUGAUAAAUAUACCAUGUUUUAGAUAUAGAGAAGCUUGAGUCAAGAUACAUACGAGUAGUUCUUGCUCUACUGUAGUGCAAUUCUAUGUCUUUAAUCUGUUUGACAAAAUGUAUUACUGAACUGAUUUUCUUUUGCUAAAUGCCAGCCUUCCUCUAACCACUUCUUGUUUCAACAGGAAUUAGAGCUCCAUCUUUCUUAAAUUGUGCAAGAACCCCUUCAAAUCCAUGUUUUGUAGUAACCGAAAUCCAAUAACUAUCCGCCUACAUACUUCUAUUCUGUUUCCUGCCACAGCUUCAACUUACACUUCUAGUGGAUCCUGUUCCAUCUCCAAGUCUCUCCCUUUUUGGUAGAACUGUUGAACAAUACUUAUGGAGGAAGGCGCCUUGCCUGGUUUUGUGUUUAAUGCCAUAAAACACAUGUGAAACCUAUUUAUAUCUUGUAUCUUCAACAAGCUGCAAUUUUUCUUUCCUUCAGGUAAUCCAUUUGGUCGAUACCUGAAAAUAAACAAUGGCAUUAAAACAAUAUAAACUUAAGUGGUAAUUGUUUGUACAUGGUUACAUUUAAUAUUAACUUCAGCGUCUUCUGUUUUACUCUUUCUCAGUUUGAUCGAUCUGAAAUUUUCUUCCUUCAUUCACAUGUAGGUGAUUCUUUCACAACUCCUUCCCUUAUUUCUGUUGGUAUAGUUCAACACAGUGUUAAUACUACUUGUUAGUUAACAAACUUUUUAGUAUUAAGCAGUAAUAGAUGCAGACCAUACUGCUUAUCAGUAUGACUCUAAUAAAUGUUGUGAACUUGCAAGAUCGUGUGACAGAGUAAAGCCUUUGUGGAGAUGGCCAUUUUUGUCACCAACAUAAUUGAUGGCUUGCUGAUUUUGUGACUAAGGCAAAUGUUUAAAUGCAAAUUUAACAUGCUUCUGGCUGUUUUUGUGUCUACAGAAUAUCACAAUUGGAUGCCCUGCACUAUUUGCUCUUAAAAUCUGUCAUUAUAUAAUAUUGUAAAACAGUGGAGUUGGCCAUCUGCGUAGACAGGUUACAAAUAUAUAGUUUUAUGUUGAAUAUUGCUCGUACCAAAGUCUGUUUGUGAUAAAAAGCUGUAUGGAGUGAGAGAUUCUGAUGUAAAAUUAUAUUAAGACCUGUGGAUUAAAUGCAUUUACAAACAAAAAUUGAGAAGCAUUUUAUGUUAAAAGCUAAAAAUAUAUUCAACAUACACAUUUAAAAAAAUCUUAUAUACUAUUACGUAAAGCAAUGGGAAACUAUGGCCAUAAUUUUUCCCAAGGGCAUGCAGCUUGACUGUAUGGAUAAAUGAUGAUGGCGUCCUC
This is a messenger RNA of Schistocerca gregaria, 3376 nucleotides long. Its product is annotated as glyoxylate reductase/hydroxypyruvate reductase. Bases 334 to 1410 code for a protein of 358 amino acids. The transcript is spliced from 7 exons. The record is from RefSeq and is a predicted model, not a curated record. Lineage: Eukaryota; Metazoa; Arthropoda; Insecta; Orthoptera; Acrididae. Gene Ontology annotation, molecular function: NAD binding; glyoxylate reductase (NADPH) activity; hydroxypyruvate reductase (NADH) activity. Gene Ontology annotation, cellular component: cytosol.